Molecule: messenger RNA, 1383 nt
Organism: Penicillium paradoxum
Lineage: Eukaryota; Fungi; Ascomycota; Eurotiomycetes; Eurotiales; Aspergillaceae
Product: casein kinase I
Exons: 4
Coding region: 1-1383 (460 amino acids)
Biological process (GO): endocytosis; peptidyl-serine phosphorylation; signal transduction
Cellular component (GO): cytoplasm; nucleus
Molecular function (GO): protein serine/threonine kinase activity; ATP binding
Source: RefSeq, a predicted model, not a curated record
AUGGCUUCCUCCUCCUCGAACGUCGUGGGCGUCCACUACCGUGUGGGCAAGAAAAUCGGUGAAGGAUCCUUUGGUGUCAUUUUUGAGGGCACCAAUCUCCUGAACAACCAGCAGGUCGCCAUCAAAUUCGUACGCUUCCUUCCCCCUUCGUCGCAACGACCUCCCAGGCUGACCCAAAACAAGGAACCUCGAAAAAGCGAUGCACCCCAACUCCGCGAUGAGUACCGGACAUACAAGAUCCUGGUUGGAUGCCCGGGCAUUCCCAAUGUCUAUUACUUUGGACAGGAGGGUCUGCACAACAUCCUCGUCAUUGAUCUCCUCGGUCCUUCUCUUGAGGACCUCUUUGAUCACUGCAACCGCCGUUUCUCUACCAAGACCGUUGUGAUGGUUGCUAAGCAGAUGCUUUCCCGCGUUCAAACGAUCCAUGAGAAGAACCUCAUCUACCGAGACAUCAAGCCCGACAACUUCCUUAUUGGCCGACCAUCAACCAAGGCGGCCAACGUCAUUCACGUGGUUGAUUUUGGUAUGGCUAAGCAAUACCGCGAUCCCAAGACCAAACAACACAUCCCCUACCGUGAGCGUAAAUCUUUGUCCGGCACUGCUCGUUACAUGAGUAUCAACACGCAUCUGGGCCGUGAACAGUCUCGACGUGAUGACCUAGAAGCCCUCGGUCAUGUCUUCAUGUACUUCUUGAGGGGUGGCCUUCCUUGGCAGGGCCUGAAGGCCGCUACCAACAAGCAAAAGUAUGAGAAAAUCGGCGAGAAGAAGCAAACGACGGCGAUCAAAGACCUCUGUGAUAGUUAUCCAGAAGAAUUCAACAAGUAUCUGAGCUACGUGCGCAAUCUUGGUUUCGAGGAUACUCCUGACUACGAUUAUCUCCGUGAUAUCUUGACACAAGCUCUCAAGAACGCCGGUGAGGUUGAGGAUGGCGAGUACGACUGGAUGAACCUCAACAACGGUCGGGGCUGGGACUACAAAUCCUACUCGCCCCAGGCGCAUCUGCACAACCAGCACCAAAACUCAUCCGGUCGUGACCUCCACGCACGAGAGCUUCGCAACAGCCAACGUCCCGGCGUGACCGCCGAUCGUUUAAACGCUGCGCAGCCCCCGCCACCUUCUCCGGCAAAAGUUGGAGCGGGAAAGACGCGCGAUCGCUCAAGCGCCGGCGGCAUGCAACCCAAACGCCAGAGCGGGGGAAUGGAAGCAUCGACUCCGGCCGCGUCCACCCAGGCACAGUUCCAGAACUCCAACGCUCACCUCCCAGCUCGCCUCGGAAGCGCAGGCAAUCAAGGAUUGAGCAACCAACAACCUGCUCCUGGCACCAAUGACGAGCCACCCACUUUCACGCAGAAGUUGAUGAAAGCUCUCUGCUGCGGUAGGUGA